Penicillium macrosclerotiorum is the source of this 999-nucleotide messenger RNA. RefSeq names its product putative esterase. NCBI's taxonomy places the organism in Eukaryota, Fungi, Ascomycota, Eurotiomycetes, Eurotiales, Aspergillaceae. Gene Ontology annotation, molecular function: phosphatidylcholine lysophospholipase A1 activity. The record is from RefSeq and is a predicted model, not a curated record. The transcript is spliced from 3 exons. Bases 1 to 999 code for a protein of 332 amino acids.
AUGAGGCACUUGACACCCAGUCACUGGGUUGUCCGGGCUUGUCUCUUAUGGCUGGCACUGGUCCUGGUAUUCGUAGUGGCUGAGCCGCUGCCUGAUAGUCUUGUUUCCAGACAUGCGCUGUCAGAGAUCGAGCAAAGCCGUGCGGAACUGCAACCUCGCGACAACAGCACCUUUCUUCUUCGCAUUUUACCAUUGGGAGCUUCGAUCACCCUCGGAUGGAAGUCCACCGAUCACAAUGGAUAUCGGAAAUGGAUACGACAGCAACUUCGAUAUGCUGGCUGGCAGGUAGACAUGAUUGGGAGCUUGAAGAAUGGAACUAUGCACGACAACCAACACGAGGGCCAUUUUGGCUACCGAAUAGAUCAACUAUAUGAGAAAGCCGAGAAAAUCAUCCCGCAUCAACCAAAUCUGAUUCUAAUCAAUGCCGGCACCAAUGACGCCCUCCAAAAACAUGAGCCAGGCACAGCUGGCAUGCGCAUGGGCCGGCUUCUAACCAAACUAUACGACGAAAUUCCAGGCACAACCAUCAUCUUGUCCACACUACUCCCCAACAAGAAGCAGCCACGACUAGUUUGGGAGAUCAGCGAGCAGCUACGGGUUCUAGCAGCGCUUCGACGAGCAAAGGGGGAGCGCCUGGUGCUUGCGGAGAUGAGCAGCUUCAUUAAAUCUAGCCAGCUUGUAGAUGACACACAUCCGGAUGACACGGGGUACAAGGAGAUGGCAUCUGUAUGGUGGGCAGCCAUCCAACAAGCCCACAAAGAAGGCAUGCUCCAAAAGGCAGCGAAUACGAGCCUCACUGGGAUGAUCAGCAAGAGCGUGGAGAAGGAGCUUGAUGAUAGUAACAGCGAUCCUGAUCUUCCCGCGUACACUGCGGUGGCGCAGCCGUCAGUGAAUUUUGCCGUGGAAGUAGUGCGGAGAGUGGGAAGAGGGUUGAUUUCCAUGUUCUGUAUGAUGAGUGAGUUAUACUGUCUGGCCUAUAAUCCAUUUCUGAUGUGGUGA